CGCGCCAGUCGAACAGCUGAUUGUAGGAUUGUGACAGCUGAUUGCUAGAUAGUGUAGUAGCUUGUAGUGGCAGUGAGAUGGGCCCGCAGGCGAUUAAGAAUGGAAUGGAGGACGAUCCUACCUUGAUGUCAGGUGGCAACUAUAUCAAGGAAGGUCUAGAUUCAGCCAAGAGUACCUGUCUGUUUUUCAGUCCAGCAAGUCAAGAUGAGUGUGGAGUGCUGGCAUCGGCUUUGGAACUUUUUAAGCAAAACAAGGUGAACCUGAUCCACAUAGAGUCCCGUUCUUCAGCUCGUAUACCCGGAGCCUAUGAGUUUAUGGUGGAAUGUGCACCAGGGGGUAACUUAGGGGCUGUUGUUGACAACUUAAAGAAGUCUUCAGAAUAUUUCAGCAUUAUUUCUAGAAACCACAAAAACAACAAAGGAACCGUACCAUGGUUUCCUCACAGAAUACGUGAACUGGACAGGUUUGCCAACCAAAUCCUCUCCUAUGGUUCUGAGCUUGAUGCUGACCAUCCAGGCUUCACUGACCCUGUAUAUAGAGCAAGAAGAAAGUAUUUUGCUGAUCUCGCUUACAACUAUAAACAUGGUGAACAGCUUCCUAGAGUAGACUACACGGCCGAGGAGACAGACACGUGGGGCAAAGUGUUCAGACAGUUGGUAGACCUGUACCCCACCCACGCGUGUAAGGAGUUCAACCAUGUGUUCCCUCUACUGAUAGAGAACUGUGGAUACCGCGAGGACAACAUUCCACAACUGGAGGACAUCUCCAACUUCUUAAAAGACAGUACGGGAUUUACGCUCAGGCCAGUGGCAGGUCUACUGUCCUCUAGAGACUUUCUCGCUGGUCUGGCGUUCCGUGUGUUCCACUCCACGCAGUACAUCCGCCACCCCAGCAUGCCCCUCUACACCCCGGAGCCCGACGUGUGUCAUGAACUGCUCGGUCAUGUUCCUCUGUUUGCUGACCCUGUGUUCGCUCAGUUCUCCCAGGAGAUUGGCCUAGCCUCCCUCGGGGCUCCUGAUGACUACGUUGAGAAACUGGCCACAUGCUACUGGUUCACAGUAGAGUUCGGCCUGUGCCGCCAAGAUGGACAAGUGAAGGCGUUUGGAGCUGGUUUACUCUCCUCUUUUGGUGAGCUCAAGUAUUGCCUGAGUGACAAGCCUGAACUGCGACCCUUCGACCCUCCCAAGACGGCGCUGCAGGCCUACCCCAUCACAGAGUACCAGCCUAUCUACUACGUGGCAGAGAGCUUUGAUGAUGCCAAGGAGAAAAUGAUUAAAUACGCUCAAACAAUACCCAGAGACUUUGGCGUGAGAUACAACCCGUACACUCAGAGCGUUGAGAUCCUCGACUCCAAACCUCAAAUACAGGAACUCUUCAAUGAGCUUUCCCAUGACAUCAACUUCCUAAGCGAUGUUGUGCAGAAGAUAGGAAUGUAAUCCUUAGUAUUAGUACCUGAUUGUGUAUAUGUUAGACUAUUGUUAUUUAGUCUGUGUAAGUUUUACUUUUAAUUAAAAUAAUUAAUUUAAUUA
Molecule: messenger RNA, 1529 nt
Organism: Macrosteles quadrilineatus (aster leafhopper)
Lineage: Eukaryota; Metazoa; Arthropoda; Insecta; Hemiptera; Cicadellidae
Product: protein henna-like
Exons: 8
Coding region: 78-1436 (452 amino acids)
Biological process (GO): L-tyrosine biosynthetic process; L-phenylalanine catabolic process
Molecular function (GO): iron ion binding; phenylalanine 4-monooxygenase activity
Source: RefSeq, a predicted model, not a curated record